CUAAAUAACGUAUGAUAUACUAUAGCAACUAUUAAAAAUUUGGAAUCGGUGGUAUAGUUUUAUAUAUUGUAUCAUUGUCAUAUUUACAGGAUAGAGCGCAAGACGUUCGAAGAAGUUUUGUUUAAUCAGUCAAAUUGAUUGUUUUUUAAAAGUUUAUAUUCUAUUAAAAUAUAAAUCCACACGAGCAAAAAUGGUUUUAACGCCGCCAAAUCAACAACACCAACAAGCUAUCAAGAAUCUGUACUUUUACAAAGAUCCUAAAGAAACUGAAGAAGAUAUUGAUGCUUUGAUCGACUGGUUGUCUAAACAACCGCAUUUACCUAAUAUAACAGAUCGAGUAUGGCUGAGACAUUUUCUCAUUGGUCGUAAAAAUAAUUUGCAAAGGACGAAAAAAGUUAUUGAAUCAUACUUUACAAUUCGUAUAGAAGUACCAGAACUUUUCGAUAACAUGACUAGUGAUGCUGCAUGGAUUCAAAAGGCUGUUAAAGUUGGAAAAAUGUCAGUAUUACCAAAAUUGACACCGGAAGCUAAUCGCGUACACAUCAUUCGGUCAAUUGAAAACAAUGAUGGAGAAUUUGAUGCGAUGGCUAUGUGCAAAGGAUCAUUAAAAACGAUUGAUUAUUUAAUGCGUCGAGAACCCGUUUACGGAUUAAUAUUUUUGCUCGAUCUUAAAUAUUGCCAACUGUCUUAUUUAUUAAGCUUUACACCUACAUUAACCAAAAACCUAAUGCGAUGCAUAGACGAAGCUACGCCAUUGAGAGUAAGAGGUGUUCACUACGUGAAUCCACCAAAAUUUGUUUCACGUUUGGUGAACUUUUUCAAACUGUUCAUGCCAUCUAAAAUUCAAAACCGAAUUGUCAUUCAUGAAACCUACGACUCACUUUACGAAUUUAUCCCCAGAGAUAUGUUGCCAGACGAAUACGGCGGUACCGCGGGCAGUAUUGAGAAAUUUGAAAACGAUAUCAUAGAGGAGUCAAAACAGGACGACGAAUGGUACAGAAAUAUGCCAAAAGCUGAUUUAUCAAAACGACCAGUACAACCGAAAAAGAUUGAUAUGGAUAUGAGCGGUACGUUCAAGAAAUUGGAUAUUGAUUAAACCGAAAUUUAUCACAGAAGACAGAAGAUUAUAUAAUGUGGUUCACAGUAGACUAUAAAUUAUACUAACUAGAAACUUGAAGUCUUUGGUGAAUAAUAUACAUUAAUUGAAACAAUAUGAAUACGAAAUAGUAUAACAGUAUUAAUAGUAUACUUAUAACUUUUAAUAAUAUAGAUAGGUACAUGGAUAG
Melanaphis sacchari is the source of this 1286-nucleotide messenger RNA. RefSeq names its product alpha-tocopherol transfer protein-like. Gene Ontology annotation, cellular component: membrane. The coding region runs from base 191 to 1096 and encodes 301 amino acids. Gene Ontology annotation, molecular function: phosphatidylinositol bisphosphate binding. The transcript is spliced from 6 exons. The record is from RefSeq and is a predicted model, not a curated record. NCBI's taxonomy places the organism in Eukaryota, Metazoa, Arthropoda, Insecta, Hemiptera, Aphididae.